This is a messenger RNA of Catharus ustulatus (Swainson's thrush), 1579 nucleotides long. RefSeq names its product uridine phosphorylase 1 (gene UPP1). Gene Ontology annotation, molecular function: uridine phosphorylase activity. The transcript has 8 exons. Gene Ontology annotation, cellular component: cytosol; cytoplasm. Bases 113 to 1054 code for a protein of 313 amino acids. NCBI's taxonomy places the organism in Eukaryota, Metazoa, Chordata, Aves, Passeriformes, Turdidae. The record is from RefSeq and is a predicted model, not a curated record. Gene Ontology annotation, biological process: nucleotide catabolic process; uridine catabolic process.
GCUGGCCGGAGGUGGCUCUGCCGGGCACCCCGCAGCCCGCCCGCCAACAGCGAGCCGCUCUCCUCGUUUCCUUCCCAGCGGCGGAUCCCGCUGCUGCCGGUAUAAAACAUACAUGGCUCCUGGUUCUUCGAAUGAGAAGAAAACUGAUGAUGGACAGGCUUCAAAAGAGAAUUUUAUUCAUCUCUGCAACCCUCACCUGGAGAAAAUGAAAGAAGACAUCCUGUACCAUUUUGCUCUUGGGACUGGUACCCAUGAUUUUCCAACAUUGUUUGGGGAUGUAAAGUUUGUGUGUGUUGGAGGAAGUCCUUCCCGGAUGAAAGCUUUUAUUGCCUACAUAGCAGAGGAGCUGGGGCUGGGGAGCCCCGGAUGUGACUACCCCAACAUCUGCGCAGGCACCGACCGCUACGCGAUGUACAAAGUGGGGCCUGUUCUGUCUGUCAGUCACGGUAUGGGCAUUCCUUCUAUUUCAAUCAUGUUGCACGAACUGAUCAAACUGUUGUAUCAUGCCAAGUGUUCCGACAUAACCAUCAUUCGCAUCGGCACCUCUGGUGGAAUAGGUCUGGAGCCAGGCUCAGUGGUUAUAACUAGGCAGUCUGUAGAUGCCACCUUCAAACCUCAGUUGGAGCAGGUUGUUCUGGGAAAGACAGUAAUUCGCAGCACUAACCUGGAUGAACAGCUGGCUAAGGAGCUGAUGCAGUGCAGUAGAGAGAUUGGUCAGUUCAACACAGUUAUUGGAAACACCAUGUGCACUUUGGAUUUCUAUGAAGGACAGGGCAGGUUGGAUGGUGCAAUCUGCUUAUAUGAUGAAGAAGAAAAACUGCAAUACUUGAAAAAUGCUUAUGAGUCUGGUGUCAGAAACAUAGAGAUGGAGUCUUCUGUAUUUGCUGCAAUGUGCAAUCUCAGUGGUGUCAAAGCUGCUGUAGUGUGUGUCACUCUUCUGAAUCGGCUUGAAGGGGAUCAAAUCACCAGCUCACAUGAUGUCCUUGUGGAGUACCAGCAGAGGCCACAGAAGUUAGUGGGAUAUUUCAUUAAGAAAAGUCUUGGGAAAGUAUGAAAUACCCAUCUCGUGUUUUAGAGAAGGAGAAGGCCUUUGUGCAGAUCCAGUCGCGAUUAUGACUUCUGUGCAUUACAGGUCUUUUCCCUCAGAAUAACUUACAGCAUUCCGUGUGUCAGUGGAAAUUAAUCAUUUAUGUCACUGCUCUUUGGGAACUGAAUGUGCUGAACGGACUUCAGUUAACUUUUGUUUAGUUAUGCAUUGCUGGAUACAAAACUCACUUUUCUGUGAAUUGAAAAGUGAAUCUGUUGUGAAGGACAAGCCUGUGAUAAUACAUAAUACAAGCUUUAUUUAUGCCUGCUUUAAAAGAAAAACCAGAGAGAAAAUCAAACUUUGUUGCCAAGUACGUACAUACCAGCAAAUUUAACUUAAAAAUUUGAAUAAUUUUCUUAUUGUUAUAAAAAAAGUUGUGUAAGUUAUAAUAGUCUUUGUUGUUUCACUUGUAAAGAAAACUUAAAGUGAAUGCAGGUUUUUUUUGCAGACUUUGACAAAUAAACAAUACUAUUUUCAUAUAUUAAAAUUUAA